UGACAAAACUUCCAGUGCAGCGCGUCAGCGGUGAAGUUUGGAGGAAAAAUCAGACUUCGUAAACAGUUGAGGAGCUCAAACAUAAAACUGACUCAGGCCAAAGCCAGGCAGCCACCAUGGACGAUUUAGACGCGUUGCUGGCGGACCUGGAAUCCACUACGUCUCACAUCGCAAAGCGUCCGGUGUUCUUUCCUGAGGAGACCCCCUACUCCAUCCCCACCGGAGGACACUCCUACCAGGAUGUGUCUGUUCCACCUCCAGUCCCUCCGCCACCCUCAGCCGAGGCUCUGAACGGGUCCCUGACCGAUCAGCAGGACUCCCCCCACUCCUCUCAGCAUUCAUUAGGUUCAGCCCAGAAGAGCUGGUCCAGGGACAGCAGCAGCCCUUCAUUGUCUCACAUUGAAGAGGACCACGUGUACAGUUUUCCAAACAAACAGAAGUCCUCGGACUCGUCGACAGCAGCCAUGACCUCUGCCAUGGGCAGUAACCUGUCCGAGCUCGACAGGCUGCUGCUGGAACUCAACGCGGUGCAACAGAGCUCCCCUUCAUUCCCCACUACAGAAGAGGCCGCUCCACCCUUACCGUCCUGCAGCAUCACGCACUACGAGAACGGCGGCGCCCCUGACAUCAGGGUGAGCCCUCCCCUUCAGGAGAAACCCAAGAGGAACGGCACGAGGCUGGAGGAGGCCCGACCCAGCAUGGAGAGUCUGCUGGACGAGCUGGAGGGCUCAGUGCCUUCACCCAGUUGCUCUGCCCGCCACAGUGAUUUGGACACACCCUCUCAGCAGCAAGCCAGAAUUUCAGCUUCCUGUGCAACAAGAGAGCUAGACGAGCUGAUGGCUUCUCUGUCUGACUUUAAGAUUAUGGCCCAGGGGAAGGGUGGUGUUCCUGGUGGUCCUCCGACGCAGGUCAACAAGCUGGACAACAUGCUGGGCAGCCUGCAGUCGGACCUCAACAAACUGGGCGUGCAGACGGUGGCUAAAGGGGUCUGCGGAGCCUGCUGCAAGCCAAUCGUGGGACAGGUGGUGACCGCCAUGGGGCGCACAUGGCACCCUGAACACUUUGUGUGCACUCACUGUCAAGAGGAGAUCGGCUCCAGGAACUUCUUUGAGCGUGAAGGAUUGCCGUACUGCGAGACAGAUUACCACAACCUGUUCUCCCCACGCUGCCACUACUGCAACGGGCCCAUCCUGGAUAAAGUUGUGACGGCGCUGGAUAGGACAUGGCAUCCCGAACACUUCUUCUGCGCUCAGUGUGGAUCCUUCUUUGGCCCAGAAGGCUUUCAUGAAAAGGACGGGAAAGCCUUUUGCAGGAAGGACUACUUUGACAUGUUUGCACCAAAAUGUGGCGGCUGUGCCAGAGCCAUUUUGGAGAACUACAUCUCAGCGCUGAACAGCCUUUGGCAUCCUGAGUGUUUUGUUUGCAGGGAGUGCUUCACCCCGUUUGUGAACGGCAGUUUCUUCGAGCAUGACGGCCAGCCGUACUGUGAAGUGCACUACCACGAGCGGCGCGGCUCGCUCUGCUCCGGCUGCCAGAAGCCCAUCACGGGGCGCUGCAUCACCGCCAUGGCUAAGAAGUUCCACCCGGAGCACUUUGUCUGCGCCUUCUGCCUGAAGCAGCUCAACAAAGGCACCUUCAAAGAACAGAACGACAAACCCUACUGCCACGGCUGCUUCGUCAAGCUGUUCAGUUAGAGAGAGAGAGAGAGAGGGCGAGAGAGAGAGAGAGAGCGAGCGUUUAUGGGUCAGGGCUGAGGUCAGCGUCUAGAGAAUCUUUAGCACAGGUGGGGGGGGGCGGGGUUAAUUGUGUUUAUAUCAAAGAAGGUGGUCUGUGAUCUGAGGGUGACAUUGGAAGUGUGUGUGGACUAGGAAUGUGCAUGUGGUUGAAGCAGCAGACUCUCUCUGCCAGACUUAAAUACUUUCAAGACGUCCCGGUUUUCAGACUGACAGCGAUGCGGCUUCAAAGCUCUUCUAGGUUUGGAGUUGGUCAGGACGUGUGAAAAAGAUACACGAAGGUGACAUUACAUUUUUUAUAAAUCAACACUGAGAUGCACACAACAAGAUUUUCUUCUUAAUCCUCUGAAAUGUGUUGGAUCAUUUCAACAAGGAAAUAGCUGUGUGUAAAUCAUUUUAGUUUGUAUGUGGUUAGAUGGUGAAACUGAACCCUGUGGAGAUGCUCUGCAUGUGGGACCUUGUUGCUCACUGGUUGAGCGUGUCAUUUUAGAAACAACAGAGAUAUAUCAAUUGAGAAAAACCGCAGUUGUUUAUUAACAUAACAAUUUAAACUGCAAAGGAGGGUAGAAGGCUUUCCCCCCCAUCAUGUUGUGACAGAGCAGGAGGAUAAAUCCAUGAGUCCAUAUACUGGAAAUGCUUCUUCAGCAUUUACAAUAAUGUUCAUUGUUGUAUGCGUGAAAUGGAUUCUAGGGUUUAUACCAUUUUACAGACUCAAGAAACACGUGUAUACAUUUUCUUCGUAUGGAUACCAGAGCUGCAACAGUAAGAGUUUUCACUAUUUUCUUAAAGUUUAUAGACUGAAGAUUAAUCAUUAUUAAAUUAAUCUGAAGAUUGAUCCAUAUAAAAUAAUCAUUAGUUUACAAAGUUUGAACUUCACAAAUACUUUGAAAACAGUUUUUAAAUUCAGAGUGUCCAAUACACCAGUUACCUUUUAUUCAAAGAUAAUCAUGUCUGGUUGAAUAUUGUUUUGAUAUCAUCAAUUAUGAAACUCAGAAUGUACCAUCCCCCAGUAGCUGCAGUAUUCCCCGAGUUACGUAUGUUUGAGCCAACCUCUCGUUUUUGUGCUGCCAAAUCAUUCCUUGUAUUUUCACAGAAGAAAAGAGAAAAUAAUCUGAAAACAGAUCCUUGCCUUUGUCUCUUUGCAGUGAAGUGGAAUCACACAAAGAUAUUGGGAGUGUACGGUGCAUCUAACACUCACGUUAUUCUUUCUAGGUACUUCCUGAGGAGUUCUUGUGUAAAUAUCAAAUGCAGCUACAUGUUGCAGUACUGGCAUGUGUUAACCACUCAUUCAGAGGGAGAGGGCUGAAGGCAGAGAUACUUUGAUAUUGUUGGUGUCAUUACUGUAUUGAGAAGCUGAUGAAUGUUCACUUUGAAGAAGUGCAAAAUACGAGAGGAUUUGUCUGUGAUAUUCCAAUGACUAUGAAUCAGCUUGUAACGUCUGAUUAUAUCUGUCUGUGCCAUUGUUUCAGUACCAUGUCUAAUAACACUGGCCAUUUCAGCAAGUACACUAAUUACAGUUCAAUAGUCCACAGUUGUGUUUUCAUGUUAUUAGUCUGUGAGUCCACUGAAAAAUGUCGGUUGUAAAGUGGUGGUUUGUUGAUGACUCAGCAUCUGAGUCGCAUCUACUGUAUACAUGUAAUCAGAUACAGAAACAUAUAUCGUGCCUUUUGUCUUGUUCAGGGAAUACUAGAGCCUUAAAUAUGUUCUCACUCUAUUUAAGAUAUCAUGUAACAGUUGUCUUUUCAAAUCAAUUUAGUGGAGUGUGAUUUAACCAAAGCCAUACCAUCUUUGAAUUGUUUUUUGUGUCUGAACACUUUUUUUUCCUUUUCUCUCCGAAUGUCAAUAGUAAUGGACAAAAUGUUUCUUCACUUCUAGUCUGAUUACGCAAAUAAAUUCUGUUUUGCUAUCAAAAA
Trematomus bernacchii (emerald rockcod) is the source of this 3646-nucleotide messenger RNA. RefSeq names its product paxillin-like. The record is from RefSeq and is a predicted model, not a curated record. Gene Ontology annotation, biological process: endothelial cell migration; substrate adhesion-dependent cell spreading; transforming growth factor beta receptor signaling pathway. Lineage: Eukaryota; Metazoa; Chordata; Actinopteri; Perciformes; Nototheniidae. The coding region runs from base 117 to 1694 and encodes 525 amino acids. The transcript is spliced from 11 exons.